CCCCCCAGCUCUACUGUGGCUGCCACUGGAUUACCCUUCUCCAGGCGCACAGGUUCUGACCGCUCAGCGUUGUUUCAUGCAUUGAAUGUGCUAAAAUGAGUUACGUUGUGUUUCGUGCCCGUGUUUGUUCUUUAAGAAAAUAAGCAACUUUCACAUAUUGCAAAAUAUCAGUUACUGGCAUUACUGCAAUGACCCCCGCCUCCCCCCCAGUACACACACGCUAGUGCAUGGGCAGUGAGCGGUUGUGUGGUGUCUUUGUUUAAAUUGCCUGCAGCAUUCCAAGCCUUCUGUAAAGUGGUAGGCCCCCAAAUUGAUUUGCAGUAAUGUGUUCACAGAGCAUUGUUGGGGCACCACGGGCUGCCCGAGAACAGUAAAAAAUCACCCUCUUAAAAUGCAAAGAGGACAUCGACCAGCAUCCAAAACAAGGCCUUCAGAAAGGAGUGGGCAAUGAGGUCUGUGUGAUUAAGGGGCUGGCUAGGGGUGCAGACUGCCCUGUGUGACCUCGGAAAAGUCGCUUAGUCUGUCCAUGCCUCAGUUUCCCCAUCUGUAAAAUGGCAAUGAUAAUACUUCCCUGCCUCGUGGGGGUGCUGUGGAGAUAAAUUCAUUGUUGAUUAGGAGGUGCUCAGAUAUUCCAGUGGUGGGGGAGCCAUAUAAGAAACUAGAGAGGCCAAGUAGGAAAAGUUUCAGUUGCUAUUUGAAAGUGUGGAAAGAUGAACUGGGGUAAAGGUUAAGGGAAAGCCGAGGACUCUCCACAGUAAGGGCUGCUGAGGCAGUCCUGCGGGGGCGGGAUCCCUGAAAGACUGGUCACUUCUGAGCACAGAUACCAUCCAGGCUGAGGCUCAAGGGGAAGUUCUUGACCUGCCCUGACGUCUGUACCAUUUGGAGCAUUAGACAGCCCGUGUAAAGACCACCAGACCAGUAUGCAGUGAUCCCAGCUGAUGCAGGCUUGAGGCAAGGUUUGAACAAGCUGAAAGUGAUGCCAGAGCUCAGAAGGUGUUCCAAGCGAGCAGCGUGCGUGUGUUCUCAGGUCAUUGCAAGACUAAUGUUCUUUGCUCUACGCGUGAAGAGAUCCUGCCACUAUUCCUCCUUCCGCUGCUGCAGUUAUUGAAAGAAGGUGCCGGACCUUUCGUGUGCCAGUUCACAGGUGGCUUGCGUGUGCUACACAGGACAUCAGGUGGCUGUAUUUUAGUAACUGUGUGCCACAGUCCUGGGCUGUGAAAGAGAAAUCCACAAGGAAGGAAAGGAGGGAAUCCUAACCUUCCUGCCUAAAAUAAGAGCGCGUUUCUCACUCCAUUUUGUUGACUUCCCUCGGCAAACACAGUACGAAUACCUGGGGCAAUACGCAGCGCUGGCUUGAAGGGGGCCUCUUUCUCGUGCUUUAAUGUGAUUUGUGACUUUCAUGUAUCCUUGUAGCUGCAGCAUCCAGCAAUGGGAUUCAGACGAACCUAUCCCGCGGUCAGAAUUGCUGGCGGGUGUGGCUGGGAAGCAUGGACUGCUCUGUCUCUUGUCUGAACGGAUAGACAAAGAGGUCCUCGAUGCAGCAGGGUCUAACCUUAAAGUAAUCAGCACGCUGUCUGUGGGUGUUGACCAUCUGGCUCUAGAAGAAAUUAAAAAGCGUGGAAUCCGUGUGGGAUACACCCCGGACAUCUUGACGGACGCCACGGCCGAGCUCUCGGUAGCUUUGCUCUUAGCUGCGUGUCGCAGGCUGCCGGAGUCAGCGGAGGCAGUGAAGAAUGGUGGUUGGACAACGUGGAAGCCUCUGUGGAUGUGUGGGUACGGGCUGUCUGAUAGCACUGUAGGAAUCAUAGGGCUGGGAAGAAUAGGACAGGCAGUGGCGCGCCGUUUAAAGCCAUUUGGGGUCAAGAAAUUUUUGUAUACGGGAAGUCGCCCAAAACCAGAGAGCGCCGUGGAGUUUCAAGCCGACUUUGUCCCACUCACCAAGCUAGCAGAGGAGUCAGACUUUGUUGUUGUUACCUGUUCCUUAACUCCUGACACUAAAGGAAUGUGCGACAAGGAUUUCUUCAGCCGAAUGAAGAAAACGUCUGUGUUGAUCAACACAAGCAGGGGAGCGGUGGUGAACCAGGAAGACCUGUACCAGGCUUUGGUUAGUGGCCAGAUUGCAGCUGCUGGUCUGGAUGUCACAACCCCAGAGCCGCUGCCUACAGACCACCCUCUCCUUUCCCUGAAGAAUUGUGUGAUUUUGCCUCACAUUGGAAGCGCUACCUACGCCACGAGAAGCGCCAUGUCUGUGCUGGCUGCUAACAACCUUCUGGCCGGCUUGAAAGGGGAAAGCAUGCCAAAUGAACUCCAGCUGUGAAGAGAAGAGAAUCCCAAGAACAUCGCUGGCUAGACCAGGUCAUACCUUAAAAAUGACCAUUUUCUCUUAGCCCAGAGAAGCAGAACAGAUCCUGACUCAUUCCUGCUGUAAAGUUGGUGUAUGUGUGUCUGUCGUUCUGCAAGUAGAACUUAUUAAACCAGGCUUGAGUAACA
Messenger RNA from Terrapene triunguis (Three-toed box turtle), 2490 nucleotides. Its product is annotated as glyoxylate reductase/hydroxypyruvate reductase-like. The transcript has 8 exons. Bases 1400 to 2317 code for a protein of 305 amino acids. The record is from RefSeq and is a predicted model, not a curated record. Gene Ontology annotation, cellular component: cytosol. Gene Ontology annotation, molecular function: hydroxypyruvate reductase (NADH) activity; hydroxypyruvate reductase [NAD(P)H] activity; glyoxylate reductase (NADPH) activity. NCBI's taxonomy places the organism in Eukaryota, Metazoa, Chordata, Testudines, Emydidae.